Cyphellophora attinorum is the source of this 906-nucleotide messenger RNA. RefSeq names its product Peroxisomal coenzyme A diphosphatase 1, peroxisomal. The transcript has 2 exons. Gene Ontology annotation, biological process: coenzyme A catabolic process. Gene Ontology annotation, molecular function: coenzyme A diphosphatase activity; acetyl-CoA hydrolase activity. Bases 1 to 906 code for a protein of 301 amino acids. NCBI's taxonomy places the organism in Eukaryota, Fungi, Ascomycota, Eurotiomycetes, Chaetothyriales, Cyphellophoraceae. The record is from RefSeq and is a predicted model, not a curated record.
AUGGCGCCAUUAUCCGAAGAGUCCAGGAGGGCGGUACAGAGGCUACGAGAAUACAAAGGGCCACCGACAGCAUGGGCUUCGAUGCCACUAUCAAGGAAGGCGGCAGUACUGAUCCUCCUCUUCGCAGACCCCAAAGGUGAUCUGCGAGUAGUCAUAACCAUGAGAGCUGCCACACUUUCGUCUUACUCAGGGCAAGCAGCUUUACCAGGAGGAAAGGCAGAGGAGGGCGAAGAGGCCUUUCACACAGCACGACGAGAAGCCGCCGAGGAGAUAGGCCUGGCACCCCUCGGAACAGAACUUCCGGCACCGUUUCGCAUUGAGCAUCUGUGCGAGAUGCCGACGAAUUUGGCAAAGACUGAGCUAGUGGUGCGUCCGUGCGUCGCCUUUGUCCAUUCUCACGAUCCGGAAUCUGGUCUCGAUGCUAGUGUGGCAGACAAACUUCUACCAGUCUUGGAUGCUCGAGAAGUUGCGGCAGUCUUCUCGGCUCCCUUCAAGAAUUUUCUGUACAGUGAAGAUCUUCCGAGCCAAGACAAUCUCCCAGGCAGGCCGAAGCAGUGGUACAAAGGCAUGUGGACAGACUGGCACCAGAGCCGCUGGCGUAUGCACAAUUUCUUUGUCCCGGUCACCAAUCAAAUUGUUGCUAAGCCCAAGAAGACCGAAGGGCAAAAGCAAGCAGCAGAUCACCUGGAGUCCUUGGAAAGAUACCGAGUCUUUGGGAUGACCGCCAGGAUUCUCGUCGAUGCUUCACGCUAUGCUUACGCCCAAGAACCUACUUUCGAGCACAACUCGCAUUUUGGUGACGAAGACAUGAUCGGUCGACUGCGGCGGAUUGGCCGGCUGGGCGAGUAUCGCAAAUCCGACGACGAGUUGACCAAAGAGGACCUUGCGAAAGCAGCAAGCCUGUAG